AUGGAAUACACAAGAGUAGGCGACUCGGGACUCUACGUGUCGAAGAUUAUCCUCGGCACAGCCAGCUACGGAUCUUCACGCUGGCAGGAAUGGAUCUUGAAUGAGGAGGCUGCGUUGCCUUUACUGAAGCAUGCUUACGACAUGGGCAUCAAUACUUGGGAUACGGCUGAUGCGUAUUCCAACGGUCGGUCAGAAGAGAUUAUUGGCAAGGCCCUGCGUGUCUACGGCAUUCCUCGAGAACAGGUGGUGAUUCUAACUAAGAUAUUUUAUGCGCUUGACCCGGAUGGCCAGAGUCCUAUCGCGGCUUUGAUGGACAAAAAGAAACAUGGCUUGGUAAACAGAGUUGGCUUGUCACGCAAACACAUCAUGUCCGCUGUGGCGGAGAGUAUUGAAAGGCUGGGUACGUACAUUGACGUCCUACAGAUCCACCGACUGGACCGUGAUGUCAGCCUCAUGGAAACAAUGAAAGCAUUGAAUGACGUGGUCGAAAGCGGCCAAGUGCGGUAUCUCGGAGCAAGUUCGAUGGCGACGUGGGAGUUUCAGAAGCUGCAGAACACAGCGGAGCGGAAUGGGUGGCACAAAUUUAUCUCUAUGCAAAACUAUUAUAAUCUUCUCUAUCGCGAGGAGGAGCGAGAAAUGAUUCCUUUCUGCCGGGAUGCUGGAGUCGGAAUUCUACCAUGGAGUCCCCUCGCACGUGGUGUGCUGGCCCAUCCAUGGACAGAGAGAGAGACUGAUCGCGAGCAGACGGAUAAGUUACUCCAGCGCCUGGUUCGGAGCCACGAGACUCUUGAAGACAAGGAGGUGGUGGACCGGGUGACUGAAGUUGCGGCCAAGAGAAGUGUCAAGAUGGCGAUUGUCGCUCUGGCCUGGUGUCUCCGGAAAGGACUGUGUCCGAUCACCGGCUUAGGAAGCACAUCUCGCAUUGAUGACGCAGUUCAAGCUGUGACAUUUCAAUUAUCAGAUGACGAGGUCAAGUACCUAGAAGAUCCAUACCGACCAAAACCAGUUGUGUAUUGA
This is a messenger RNA of Aspergillus lentulus, 1017 nucleotides long. The record is from RefSeq and is a predicted model, not a curated record. NCBI's taxonomy places the organism in Eukaryota, Fungi, Ascomycota, Eurotiomycetes, Eurotiales, Aspergillaceae.